AUUGGCGGUAGCCGGAUGUUCAAACUAGUAUGGGACGCCUUGAUUGGCUCGGGGCCGCCGCGGCAGGCCGGGCUCCCUCCUCGCGCUCGGGCGGGUUAUUGUCUGGCGGCUCCUGAGGCGGCUCCAGCGCGGACUCGGGACCGGAGCUCAGGCGGCGGCGGCGGCACCAUGGCUGGUGGUAAGGCGGGGAAGGACAGCGGGAAGGCCAAGGCGAAGGCGGUGUCGCGCUCACAGAGAGCCGGGCUGCAGUUCCCGGUGGGCCGGAUCCACAGACACCUGAAGACUCGCACCACCAGUCACGGGCGAGUGGGUGCCCCCGCUGCUGUCUACAGCGCCGCCAUCCUCGAGUACCUCACUGCCGAGGUGCUGGAGCUGGCGGGGAACGCUUCGAAGGAUCUCAAAGUCAAGCGGAUCACUCCCCGUCACUUGCAGCUGGCAAUCCGUGGCGAUGAAGAGUUGGAUUCCCUGAUCAAAGCCACCAUUGCCGGUGGAGGUGUCAUCCCCCACAUCCACAAGUCUCUGAUUGGGAAGAAGGGACAACAAAAAACGGCGUAGAGAGGAGGAAAAAAAAAAAAAGCAGCCGUCUCCCUCCCGUCAUCGUACUGUACCUGGGACAGAAGAAAUCUUGGGAUACGUGGAAUUUUUUUUAAGUCAUAGUUCAAAGGAAGAGCAUAGACAAUUGACUGUAGAGAGGAGAAAACAUUGGUAUGGGCUUUAGAUUUAAAGUUUGACACAAA
This is a messenger RNA of Harpia harpyja (harpy eagle), 737 nucleotides long. RefSeq names its product histone H2A.V-like. NCBI's taxonomy places the organism in Eukaryota, Metazoa, Chordata, Aves, Accipitriformes, Accipitridae. The record is from RefSeq and is a predicted model, not a curated record. Gene Ontology annotation, cellular component: nucleosome. Gene Ontology annotation, molecular function: protein heterodimerization activity; structural constituent of chromatin; DNA binding.